Amborella trichopoda is the source of this 2305-nucleotide messenger RNA. RefSeq names its product phosphoglucomutase, cytoplasmic 2. The record is from RefSeq and is a predicted model, not a curated record. Gene Ontology annotation, molecular function: phosphoglucomutase activity; magnesium ion binding. Gene Ontology annotation, biological process: carbohydrate metabolic process. Gene Ontology annotation, cellular component: cytosol. Lineage: Eukaryota; Viridiplantae; Streptophyta; Magnoliopsida; Amborellales; Amborellaceae.
UCUUGGCCGCUGUUAAAAGGUAUAAAUAGCGGUGGUGGCGGGGAAAUGAAGCAGCAGUGCUUUUUUUCAAGCGCAUGUCCCUCACUCUGAACUGGCUCUAGAGCUGCGAAAAUGGUGAUGUUCACAGUUACCAGAAAGGAAACCUCUCCCAUUGAUAGUCAGAAGCCUGGAACAUCAGGUCUCAGAAAGAAGGUAACCGUGUUUAAGCAACCAAAUUAUUUGCACAAUUUUGUCCAAGCAACAUUCAAUGCCCUCCCCGGUGAACAGGUCAAAGGUGUUACACUCGUUGUCUCUGGAGACGGUCGCUACUUCUCUAAAGAUGCCAUCCAGAUAAUAAUUAAAAUGGCAGCUGCAAAUGGCGUGAAGCGCAUUUGGGUAGGCCAAAACGGUCUCCUUUCAACCCCAGCAGUUUCUUGUAUCAUACGUGAAAGAUAUGCUGCAGAUGGAGCUAAGGCUUCAGGAGGUUUCAUCUUGACAGCUAGUCACAAUCCGGGGGGACCGCAUGAGGAUUUUGGGAUCAAAUACAACAUGGGGAAUGGAGGACCUGCUCCUGAGGCAAUUACGGAUAAAAUAUAUGCCAAUACAAAGACAAUAAAAGAAUAUUUCAUUUCAGAAGAUCUUGUGGAUGUGGACAUCUCUGUCCUUGGGGUAUCAAGUUUUCAAGGACCUGAGGGAACUUUUGAAGUGGAGGUCUUUGAUUCGACAACUGAUUAUGUGAAGCUGAUGAAGUCAAUAUUUGAUUUUGAAUCUCUCCGGAAGCUGCUUUCCUCUCCAAAGUUCACAUUCUGCUUUGAUGGACUUCAUGGAGUGGCUGGUCCCUAUGCCAAACGUAUUUUUGUGGAAGAGCUUUCUGCCCAUGAAAGGUCAUUAUUAAAUUGUGUACCAAAGGAGGACUUUGGAGGUGGCCACCCUGAUCCAAACCUGACCUAUGCAAAGGAGUUGGUUGCACGUAUGGGAUUGGGUAAAGAAGCACCUAAAGAUGAACCACCAGAAUUUGGAGCUGCUGCAGAUGGUGACGCUGAUCGUAAUAUGAUCCUUGGGAAAAGAUUUUUUGUAACUCCUUCGGAUUCAGUUGCCAUUAUUGCGGCAAAUGCAGUCCAAGCCAUUCCAUAUUUCAGUUCUGGAUUGAAAGGAGUUGCAAGGAGCAUGCCUACAUCAGCUGCCCUUGAUGUUGUGGCAAGAGAUUUAAACCUGAAAUUUUUUGAGGUUCCCACUGGAUGGAAGUUUUUUGGGAACUUAAUGGAUGCUGGAUUAUGUUCAAUCUGUGGUGAAGAAAGUUUUGGAACUGGUUCUGAUCACAUUCGUGAGAAAGAUGGAAUCUGGGCUGUUUUAGCAUGGCUUUCUAUUAUUGCCUAUAGAAAUAAGGACAGCCUGGAUGGAAGAAAGCUUGUGAGUGUUGAGGACAUAGUUCGUCAGCACUGGGCUACUUAUGGUCGUCACUACUAUACUAGAUAUGAUUACGAGAAUGUGGAUGCUGGAGCAGCAAAGGAUCUUAUGGCACAUUUAGUCAAACUGCAAGCCUCUCUUCCUGAUGUCAACAAGUUCAUAAAGGGAAUACGGUCAGAUGUGUCCAACAUAGUCCAAGCUGAUGAAUUUGAGUACAAAGAUCCGGUUGAUGGUUCAGUUUCAAAGCACCAAGGAAUUCGAUAUUUUUUUGAGGAUGGGUCUCGAUUGGUUUUCCGUCUUUCUGGAACUGGUUCUGAAGGUGCAACCAUCCGCUUAUACAUAGAACAGUAUGAGAAGGAUUCUUCCAAAAUUGGAAGGGACUCUCAAAAAGCCUUGGCGACACUGGUCGAAGUUGCUUUGAAGCUCUCUAAGAUGCAGGAAUUCACUGGUCGCUCUGCUCCCACAGUUAUUACAUAGGAAGUGGGACUGCUUCUGUUGAUUCAGAUAUCAUUUUGUUAAGGUAUGCAAUGAUCAACAUGACAACGGUUUGUAGUUCGGAGCUACUUUGGAGUCAGCUAGUAUAGCAAUAAUGAGUUUGAAGCUGCAACAAAAGCAUAAUAUUAUAUCCCCAAAAGUGCCAUCUUUAUGGCUUUUGCUUCGUCUUCUUUUGUUAUAUGUUGCUAAGUUUAGUUUCGUAUCGAAGACAUAGAUGUUGCUAUAUUUCUGCCUUUUGCUUAUUUUACUGGAUCUUGGAGUUCGCAGAAGAUUUUCGGACAGCAUUUUCCUUGGGAUGCUUUGUUAAGAAUUUAACUAGUGGAAUGCAUCUAUUGUAUGAUGAUCAAGACUGUAAUAAAUACUUGAUGGUGGGAGUUGUUAUGCAUACUUCAAUGUUUUCAAAUGUCGGUGCAACUUACUAUUC